CCUUCAAUUUAUCUCCAACCCAGCCUGAAACCGUGAGUCCGUGAUCCCAAUUGGCCACACCGAACUGAGCGGCGCCGCUGCUGCUUCCGCUUCAUCUCCCUCCCCCUCCCUCUUCCCAGCUCGCAUGCGCGGCUCUCGAUCUCCUGCCACACGCGCCAAGCUCUCUCCGUGCCUCUGCCGCACGACAACUCUUCUUCCUCCUCCUCCCUUCUCCUCCUCCUCCUCUUGAUUUGAUCGUUUUUCGUUUUUCAAACUAGCUGUCUCGGCCUCUCAUAAUCUCAUCCUCUCCGCCUCAUUUCCCAGAUCCGGCUAUGGGCUCCACCCCUUACUCCACCCCCUUCGGUGGAUUUGCUGCUAUCGACCUUGAGCCGUCGACUGCAGCUUCCUGCCCUGCCGCCGAAUUUCCCAUUGGACCGUAGGUAGUUCUGAUAAGGGCCCAGAUCUUGGUCUUCCUCCCUCUUCUCUAUCUCGCUGUCCCGCUAUUUCGGCGUGACCGCCUGCAACAGUGGUCUGACCACUAACACGCAGCUUCUUCACAGACCCUCAUUUUUCGUCUGCUUGUGCUUCUGCUCAGUCACACUAACACAGCUGCAGACCCGCAGUCCACUCACCACGGCCAUGGAGUGCUUCAGCCUCUACCUGACCACCCCUGCCUGCUGAUUGAGUACCUCAAGUUGCGGCAGCAAUCAUCAUAGAGCCGGACCAUCUGAAUGAUGGGAUGCGGCACCCAGCCUUGGUAGAAGUUCGCGAAUAUCAUGGAGAACAAUCAACAGCAUACAUGUGGGAUGCCAAGGGAUUUCACGUUCCAUUUGUUAGAACAAAUCACAAAUAAGUUCUCCAAGGAUCGCAUAAUUGGUUAUGGAGGGUAUGGAGUGGUUUACAAGGGAGUAUUCAACCACGGGGAAGAGAUUGCUGUAAAGAAGCUUUACAAUAACCAUAUAGGACUUGAAGAUGAUAAGCAAUUUAAGAAUGAGUGCACUAACCUUAUGAGACUCCAACAUCAAAAUAUCAUCCGCUUAGUUGGCUACUGCUAUGAAAUAAAACAUAAAGUUAUGGAGUACAAUGGACAAUAUGUUUAUGCUGGAGCGGAAGAAAGAGCUCUCUGUUUUGAAUACCUGCAGGGUGGAAGCCUUGACAAGCAUCUUUCUGAUGAAUCCAGCGGACUUGGUUGGCACACACGUUACAAAAUAAUUAAAGGAAUUUGUGAGGGUUUACACUAUCUUCACAAUGGAUCCAAAGAUCCGAUCUACCAUCUAGACUUAAAACCUGCAAAUAUACUGCUGGAUAAGGACAUGGUGCCAAAAAUAGGAGAUUUUGGUUUGUCAAGACUCUUUGAUUCAACACUAACCUGUACCACAAAAGGAAUAAUAGGAACGCCGGGAUACAUGCCACCGGAAUACAUCAAUAGAUUCCACAUCACAAAUAAGUUUGACGUAUUCAGUUUGGGUGUUAUAAUCAUACAAGUAAUGACAGGGUGUGGGGGUUACUUGGAAUGUGGAAAUAUGCCUCGCCAAGAGUUUAUUGAUCUUGUACAUGGAAACUGGGAGGAAAGGCUUCAGGUCACAAAUUCAUCGCAUACAUCACACGAAAUUAAGACAUGCAUCGAAAUAGCGUUAAGAUGUGUGGAUUCCGACCCAGUGAAAAGGCCUACUAUAGCAGAGAUUGUUGAUGAACUGAAUAAGAUUGAUAAUGCAAAAAGAUCACUACCAGACCAGGACAACUUACAAACCACGCACACCAAGCAACAAAGGAAUUUCGGUGCUGCUGAUGCAGAGGGUGCCAUGAUUGUACAAUGUACAAGUACAGGGACAAAAGAUCAAGAACACAGGACUCUAGAACAGAAUGUCCUAGAGAAAGACCCAUCCGACACUAAAUAUCCUCGCCCGCAAACUAGUGGGACACUCGAGAGGUUGCGCGCUAUGUGGGCUGUGGUCAAGCCCACCUUCAAAGCCAAAUUUGGUGGCUAUGAAGAUGGCCACUUAUGGUGGCAUGAUACUGCACGCUGCCAAGACGGGGACCUCUCCAUCUCUGUCGUGCAGGCUAACAAUUUGCUUGAGGACCAGUUCUUUGUCGAGUCAGCCCUGUCUCUUGGCACUGUUAUUGGUGUCUUCGACGGUCAUGGUGGCCCUGAGGCCUCCUACUUCAUACACGACCACCUCCUCACCAACCUCCGAGAGGCCGCAUCUGGCCCGCAAGGCAUGACACCUGAUGCCAUCAGGAAGGCAUUUCUGGCCACAGAGCAAGGAUUCAUCUCACUCGUUUCAGACCAAUGGGAAACCAGGCCAAGCCUCGCUACCAUGGGAUCAUGCUGCCUUGUUGGCAUCGUUCAGCACAGGACUCUCUUCAUUGCCAACCUUGGGGACUCCCGAGCUGUUCUUGGGAAAGUCAGCCCCAAUGGGGAUCUUGUCGCGGAGCAACUGUGCAGGGAGCACAAUGUCAGUGAUGAGGGUAUUAGGCAGGAGCUCAUUGCUGAACAUCCUGAUGAUCCGCACAUUGUUUUACUUAAGCAUAAUGUCUGGAGAGUGAGAGGCAUCAUGCAGGUGUCGAGAUCAAUAGGUGACGCGUACUUGAAAUACGCGCAAUAUAACAAGGAACCACUCCAUGCAAAGUUUAGGCUUCGUACACCAUUCAGCAAACCUUUAUUGAGUGCCAACCCAGAUAUUGUAUCUCAUUGUAUUCAACCAAGUGACCAUUUCGUCAUAUUUGCAUCAGAUGGUUUGUGGGAAUUCUUGAGUAACCAGGAAGCUGUUGCGAUCGUUCAAAAACAUCAACGUGCUGAAGGAGUUGCAAGGAGACUCGUUAAAGCAGCUCUCCACGGAGCAGCGCGAAAACGUGAUAUGCCUUACUCGGACCUCAGGAAUAUCGACAGGGGGGUUCGCAGGCAUUUCCAUGACGAUAUUACUGUCAUCGUCUUGUUUUUCAAUCAUGCAGUACAAACCCUUUCCAUAAGGUGCCCCAUACCAAGGAGGGACGUGGCCUUCGGGAGCUCUUGGAGCGGCACGUGAGCCUGCUGCUUAUAUGUAUAAAAAAUCAGUGUUUAGUUAACAUGUUCAAUUAGCAUUCACAUGGGCGCGGAAUACCCAACUUUCACGGGAAAAUGUCAACUAUAUGAAGUAUACAUGUAUAUUUAUAGUAGUACUAUGUUGGGUUAGUCAUCUAUUUUCUGAGCUACAACCAGCCCAGCUCGUCCGUUAAUAAAUGAAACAAUUGUUUAGCUGAGCAGCUGAGUAUAUUGUAACUAGGCUAUACUGAUGUACAGCUUCGAAAAAUGAACACGUAUAGAUUUUCAAAAAAAAAAGAACACGUA
Panicum virgatum (switchgrass) is the source of this 3307-nucleotide messenger RNA. Its product is annotated as calcium/calmodulin-dependent protein kinase type II subunit delta-like. NCBI's taxonomy places the organism in Eukaryota, Viridiplantae, Streptophyta, Magnoliopsida, Poales, Poaceae. The coding region runs from base 756 to 3005 and encodes 749 amino acids. Gene Ontology annotation, molecular function: cation binding; protein kinase activity; ATP binding. The record is from RefSeq and is a predicted model, not a curated record. The transcript is spliced from 11 exons. Gene Ontology annotation, biological process: protein phosphorylation.